This is a messenger RNA of Alosa alosa (allis shad), 1889 nucleotides long. It is a transcript of the gene plrg1, whose product is annotated as pleiotropic regulator 1. The record is from RefSeq and is a predicted model, not a curated record. Gene Ontology annotation, cellular component: catalytic step 2 spliceosome; Prp19 complex; precatalytic spliceosome. Lineage: Eukaryota; Metazoa; Chordata; Actinopteri; Clupeiformes; Clupeidae. The coding region runs from base 136 to 1671 and encodes 511 amino acids. The transcript has 15 exons. Gene Ontology annotation, molecular function: protein binding. Gene Ontology annotation, biological process: mRNA splicing, via spliceosome.
ACACAACACACUUGUGCUUCCGGUGCAUUGCACUUUCGUCUGUUCGUCGUUGUCGGUGUGUGUUUUCGUUAAAAAGUGUUUUUUUUUACGUUGUUUGCUUACUUUACGUGAGAUUUAAUUAAGCACGUCCACAGAAUGGCAGAGGAUGUUCAGAAACAUUCGGUCCAUACCCUUGUUUUCAGAUCCCUCAAGAGGACUCAUGAUAUGUUUGUGUCAGACCAUGCAAAGCCGGUUGCACUGGACGAGGAAAGCCACAAGACUAAAAUGGCUGUAAAGUUGAGGGCUGAGUACGGUGCCAUCCUUCACAUGCCAGUGUUAAAAGAGGGAAGAGAUAAAGACCCCCACACUUCAGAUCCCUACAGUCAGGGCUACUCGGAUCCUGGCUUGAACCCAGAGUAUCUAAUAACAGGAACACAUCCUUACCCAUCUGGACCAGGAAUAGCUCUGAGUGCAGACACACAGAUGCACAAGAUGCCAUCAGAGGGAGGAGUUCAUGCUUUGGCACUGGCCUUGCCCCCCUCCCAAGCCAGGCAAGAUGUCAGUCGCACUGCAGCCAGUGUGGGAGAGAUCCACAGGCAUGCUGGGAUGCCAGAGAGAUCGAUGCCACAGCAUAGCCUGUCCCUGCUGGAAGGUGGAGGUACCAAGACUACCACCAUGGUGCCUAGGAAAGCUCCAACCAUGCCCAAGCCACAGUGGCAUCCUCCCUGGAAGCUGUAUCGCGUCAUCAGUGGUCAUCUCGGUUGGGUUCGGUCCAUUGCUGUUGAACCUGGUAACCAGUGGUUUGUAACCGGAUCAGCAGACAGGACUAUCAAGAUCUGGGACCUGGCGAGUGGGAAGCUAAAGCUGUCUCUGACCGGUCACAUCAGCACAGUGAGGGGCGUGGCGGUCAGCACACGCAGCCCCUACCUCUUCUCCUGUGGAGAGGACAAACAGGUCAAAUGUUGGGAUUUGGAGUACAACAAGGUCAUCAGGCACUACCACGGCCACCUCAGUGCUGUGUAUGACUUGGACCUGCACCCAACCAUCGAUGUGCUGGUGACGUGCAGUCGUGACUCCACAGCAAGAGUGUGGGAUAUCAGAACCAAGGCCAAUGUUCAUACACUCUCUGGCCACACCAACACCGUUGCUACGGUGAAAUGCCAGAAUGCUGAGCCACAGAUCAUCACAGGAAGCCACGACACCACCAUCAGGCUGUGGGAUCUCAUUGCUGGGAAGACGAGAGCCACACUGACCAAUCAUAAAAAAUCUGUGCGCGCAGUCGUGCUGCAUCCACGACAAUACACAUUUGCCUCUGGCUCUCCUGACAACCUCAAGCAGUGGAAAUUCCCAGAUGGAAAUUUUAUUCAGAACCUCUCAGGCCACAAUGCUAUCAUUAACACGCUGGCGGUCAACUCAGACGGUGUUCUGGUAUCAGGGGCUGAUAACGGCACCAUCCACAUGUGGGAUUGGAGGACGGGGUACAACUUCCAGCGCAUUCAUGCAGCGGUGCAACCUGGCUCCCUGGACAGCGAGUCUGGAAUCUUCGCCUGCACAUUCGACCACUCUGAGAGCCGCCUUAUCACAGCAGAGGCCGACAAGACCAUCAAGGUGUACAAAGAAGAUGACACUGCGACCGAAGAAACACAUCCAGUCAAUUGGAAGCCAGAGAUUAUCAAGAGGAAGAGGUUUUAAAAGACAAACUAGUUAUGAGUUUUUUUUUUUUUUUUUUUUAUGCUCUGGAUGUAUGGAGACUAUUUUCACAGAUAUGUGAUGGUCUUAAAUAGAAAACAUGACAACAAAAAACCUGUUUAUAUUUGGAAUGGUUGGCAUCUCAUUUAAGAAUUUGUUUUUUGUAAAUGGAAGUGUGAGCUCCUCUCUCAAUAAAGAAUUCAUUUUUUUUUGUAAUUUGA